GCUGCUGCCCACAUGCAGGCCUGGACGCAGCCCCUAACCCAGGCCCUACCCUUCUCCCUUGGCGGGGCCCUGCGAGACGCUGGGCUCCGAGUGCCCACUGUAAAGAUGGGCACCAGGUGGGAGGGCCUGCAGCGCACCCUGAAGGAAGUGGCCUACAUCCUCCUCUGCUGCUGGUGUAUCAGGGAGCUGCUGGAUUAA
Messenger RNA from Pteronotus mesoamericanus, 198 nucleotides. It is a transcript of the gene LENEP, whose product is annotated as lens epithelial protein. The record is from RefSeq and is a predicted model, not a curated record. Gene Ontology annotation, biological process: multicellular organism development. Lineage: Eukaryota; Metazoa; Chordata; Mammalia; Chiroptera; Mormoopidae. The transcript has a single exon. Bases 13 to 198 code for a protein of 61 amino acids.